Cuscuta campestris is the source of this 1845-nucleotide messenger RNA. NCBI's taxonomy places the organism in Eukaryota, Viridiplantae, Streptophyta, Magnoliopsida, Solanales, Convolvulaceae. The record is from the annotation of a GenBank genome assembly.
UUACCAAAUUUUUUUCACAUGUCAAACCAAAAAAGCUUUUGUUUCUUUAAAGAGUGUUUAAGAACAGUCCAGUCCAGUCCAUGUUAGUACUCAUAAAGCAACACAUGAAAAUCUGUAUAUGUAUGUGUAAAUACAAUCAAAUCGGGGCCCCGAUUUGCUCUAUCUCCGCUAGUUUGGUCGCAAGUUUUGCAAAUUAACAAGUCAUUUCCCUAUUUUAGUCCUGCAAUUUGAAGAACAGCCCUCAACUGUUAGGUGCAGGUAUCGUUGUUGUCGUCACCCUGCUCCAGAAGUAGCUGGACACGAACUCCUUUGUGAGGUAUGUUCUUAAUGCUCCUUCAUGUUGCUCUCUGUUACUCGGGCAUGUGCUAGAAGAAGAGGACGGGAAGUGGGCUGAACCAGAACCUCCCUUCCAAAUGGGCCAGUUGGGUGGGAGAGAACUGGAAUUUGUGUCCUCCGGCGACUCGAGGAAGACGAUCCGCAAACAGUUGCAGAAACUUGAAUCUACCACCAUCUUCUUCUUCUCUCCCAUUCCAUGGAAAAAGGAAAACCUCAAAAGGCUGUGAAUGCAAUAAAGCCUGCUCGAAAGCCCUCCCAAUCUUCGUUGUUGCCGAUAUCAUCGACUCCAUCGAGGAAGAAGACACAGAUUCCGAGCUUAGUGAGUUUGUGUAUUGGAUUCAUCGGAAGGCAUUUUGACGAUAUCAUCGAGGAUUUGACUGAAAUUGCUUCUAGUUUUCCCCCUAGUAUUAAGAUAGCACUUGCAGCAGUUGCAAGGAGGAGGAAGUUGUUGGAUGAUGAUGUCAUCCUGGCAUUAGCUGAUAGUUCAUGGGAAAUCCUCGAUAUAUCUGGAUCUGAUGUUUCUGAUUUUGGCCUCUCGGAAGUGGUAAAGACUUGCAAAUAUCUAAAAGCAGUAGAUAUAAGUUGGUGCAGCAAAGUCACAUGGACUGGUGUUUCUGAACUCUUGCAUCAUAGUCAGUCUCUGGAAAUAUUGAGAUGGGGAGGGUGCUCAAGGAGUGAGGACACUGCACGCCGAUGCUUGUGUAUGCUGAAACCAAGCCUCAAAGAUGUAGAGGGAGAGUCUUGGGAGGAGGUUGACGCUUCAGAGUUAGCUCACGGUGCACAUUUAUUGCGAUGGCUAGUGUGGCCAAAGAUUGGGAAUGAUUCCAUGGAGCAUCUGCAAGUUGAAUGCCCUCGCAUCAUAGUGAACCCAAAGAACACCCUUUUUACUUUCAGGGGGCUUGAAGUUCCUCGUGAAGCAUUACCCGAUGUGUCAUUGGAUGAUCAGGUAGUUGAAGAUAUUGAACCAAAAACUUGGGAACUGUCCCCAAGGACUUCUUUCACAUUGGUUCCAAGCCAGCCCGAUGAACUGCCCAUUGCUGAGAAAUUCAGACUUGCAUACUUGGAAAGAGACAACCGGCUAGCGCCAAAGCGGGCAAAGAAUGCCCGGCAAAGGCAACACCGGGCUGAGAGGGAAUGGGUGAUGAUGAGCACAAAUGCGAAGGCGCUGGCUCUAGCCUCCCAGGCAACCAAAUCUUUGCACAUACGGAGCUAGCAAUCACUAUCGAAUACCGACUCUCUACCCGUUGGAGCAAAGGUAAGGUCUGUGUACAUUUACCUUCCCUGCACCCUGUUUCUGAUAGGGAUAUGCAUGUAUGUGUGGCUUGGUUUUAUUUACUGUUAAUUGGUCAAACUUUUUUUUUUGGUUUUUACAUACACCCUCCAUUAGGGGUGUAUACGAAUCGAAUUGAAGCAAAUAUAGCACUAUUCGAUUCGUAUUCGAUUAAAGUGAUAUGUAUUCGAAUUUGGAUUCGUAUAUAAUUCGAAUUUUAAAAAACAUUCGUAUUCGAU